UAAAUAGCUUCAGUGUAUUUUACGCUCAGUCUCUCUCUAUCUCUCUCUCUCUAAAAGAGCCGGGGGAUUGUACAGAGAAGGGCACCAAUGAAGGGCCGUGACUUUCUCUCUCUAGCCAUUGCUAUCUCUCUGCUUCUGGCUAUUUCUACUGCUGAAGUUUUAUUCGAAGAACGCUUCGACGAUGGAUGGGAAACCCGUUGGGUUAAAUCCGAAUGGAAGAAAGAUGAAAACAUGGCUGGAGAGUGGAAUUACACCCCUGGCAAAUGGAAUGGAGAUCCAAACGACAAAGGUAUCCAAACCAGUGAGGACUAUAGGUUUUAUGCCAUCUCGGCUGAGUUCCCUGAAUUCAGUAACAAAGAGAAGACCUUAGUGUUCCAGUUCUCUGUUAAGCAUGAACAAAAGCUUGACUGCGGUGGUGGGUAUAUGAAAUUGCUGAGUGGUGAAGUUGAUCAGAAGAAAUUUGGUGGUGACACCCCAUACAGCAUCAUGUUUGGGCCAGACAUUUGUGGCUAUACCACCAAGAAAGUCCAUGCUAUUCUGACAUACAGUGGGAAAAAUAAUUUGAUCAAGAAGGAUGUCCCAUGUGAGACUGACCAACUGACCCAUGUAUAUACUUUUAUCCUCCGACCAGAUGCCACUUACAGCAUCCUCGUUGACAAUGAAGAAAAGCAGUCUGGUAGCUUGUAUUCGGAUUGGGACUUACUCCCAUCGAAGACGAUCAAGGACCCUGAGGCGAAGAAGCCUGAAGAUUGGGAUGACAAGGAAUACAUCCCAGACCCUGAAGACAAGAAGCCUGAGGGUUAUGAUGACAUCCCAAAGGAGAUUCCAGAUCCUGAAGCCAAGAAGCCUGAAGACUGGGACGAUGAGGAGGAUGGUGAGUGGACUGCACCAACUAUCCCCAACCCCGAGUACAAGGGACCAUGGAAGCCAAAGAAACUUAAGAACCCCAACUACAAGGGCAAGUGGAAGGCGCCAAUGAUUGACAACCCAGAUUUCAAGGACGACCCAGAUCUCUAUGUUUUCCCGAAUUUGAAGUAUGUCGGCAUUGAGUUGUGGCAGGUGAAGUCUGGAACAUUGUUCGACAAUAUUUUGAUUUGUGAUGACCCUGAAUAUGCUAAGAAGCUAGCUGAAGAGACAUGGGGCAAGCAGAAGGAUGCUGAGAAGUCUGCUUUUGACGAGGCAGAAAAGAAGAGAGAAGAAGAGGAAACAAAGGAUGAUCCAGUUGAUUCUGAUGCCGAGGAUGGAGAUGAUGAUGCCGAUGAUGCUGAAGCUGAUGAUGUUGAUGAUGUUGCGGAACCAGACUCAAAGGAAGACCCUACCACCUCAGUGGAUGAUGAUGUACAUGAUGAAUUGUAGGGCGUUCAACAACUAAUUUUCUGCUGACAACGUGGCUUGGAAAUUCUUCCUUCUCUACUUUUAGCUGUUCAGAUGCAGUUUUUUCUUAUUAGAGGAAAGAAACAUUUGAAGGGCUGCAUGAUCAACACAUGUGGCUGAUUGCUUUGGUUUCAUGUGACUUGCAAUUAGAAUUACAAGAGGAUUUGUUUUAUUUGUUCUGUUUUAGAUUUUAUCUUAUAGCUUGAAUCCACUUGUUUUGUUCUAUCUAAAUACCCAAUUUCUUUAA
Molecule: messenger RNA, 1621 nt
Organism: Olea europaea var. sylvestris
Lineage: Eukaryota; Viridiplantae; Streptophyta; Magnoliopsida; Lamiales; Oleaceae
Product: calreticulin-like
Exons: 14
Coding region: 88-1356 (422 amino acids)
Biological process (GO): protein folding
Cellular component (GO): endoplasmic reticulum membrane; endoplasmic reticulum
Molecular function (GO): calcium ion binding
Source: RefSeq, a predicted model, not a curated record